AUGCCUUCCGAGACCUCCAAGACCCUAGAUAUUGGCGUUUUCCUCCCUAUUGGAAACGAUGGAUGGCUAAUUUCCACCGCGGCCCCGCACUAUAAACCCUCCUUCGGUUUGAACUGUAAAGUUGCGAAGCUCGCCGAGUCAUAUGGCUUCGACUUCGCCUUAUCAAUGAUCAAGUUCAGAGGGUUCGGUGGGAAGACCGAGCACUGGGACUAUAACCUGGAGUCUUUCACCCUUAUGGCGGGCAUCGCAGCCUGCACCUCCCGCAUCAAACUGUUUGCUUCGACUGCCGUCCUUGCUCUACCUCCCGCUAUCUGUGCUAGAAUGGCAGUGACAAUUGAUGAUAUUGCCAACAGCACAGCGGAGGCCGAGCAAUACAAGAACCGCUUUGGGGUCAACAUGGUCACUGGGUGGCAAAGCGCAGAGUUUACCCAGAUGGGCCUGUGGCCCGGAAACGAGUAUUUCGGCUACCGAUAUGAUUACGCCGAGGAAUACGUGCGGAUCAUGAAAGAGCUAUGGAAGAACGGCAAGUGCGACCUGGACGGCAAGUAUUUCAAAAUGGACGAUUGCCGCCUGGAGCCUCGGCCAGCUGGGGAGAUCAAGAUCAUUGCUGCCGGACAGAGUGACCGCGGCACUAAAUUUGCGGCGGAUUAUGCGGACUACAACUUCACGCUUGGAAAGGGGAUCAACGCCCCGACGGCAUUCGCUGACUCGAACCAGCGUUUGGUUGAUGCUGCCAAGGAGACGGGGAGGGAUGUUGGGGCCAUGAUUCUUAUGAUGCUUAUUAUGGACGAAACGGACGAGGCAGCUGAGGCAAAAUGGAAGCUUUACUGUGACAACCUUGAUGAGGAGGCUGUAGCCUGGGUUCAUUCCCAGUCAAAGAUGGACACAAAGGCAGACGCGCAAAGUAUGGUCGCACGUUUUGUGGAAGGAGCGUCAGCGGGUCAUCUGGUCAACCUGAAUGGAGGCACCUUGGUGGGCAGUUACUCGAAGGUGGCAGGCCUGUUGGACGAAAUUGCCGAAGUUGAGGGCGUUAAAGGUGUCAUGCUGCAGUUUGAUGAAUUUUUGAGUGGGGUGGAACUGUUCGGAAAGUAUGUGCAGCCUAAGAUGAAAACGAGGGUAGGCAAAGAUCCGCGGUCAAACGGUGUGUGA
This is a messenger RNA of Penicillium expansum, 1149 nucleotides long. RefSeq names its product Pyrimidine monooxygenase RutA. The transcript is spliced from 3 exons. Lineage: Eukaryota; Fungi; Ascomycota; Eurotiomycetes; Eurotiales; Aspergillaceae. The coding region runs from base 1 to 1149 and encodes 382 amino acids. Gene Ontology annotation, molecular function: alkanesulfonate monooxygenase activity. The record is from RefSeq and is a predicted model, not a curated record. Gene Ontology annotation, biological process: uracil catabolic process; alkanesulfonate catabolic process.